ACUACAUCCGCAAAAGGUCGGACGCAGCAAUCGCUUGCGGAUCCGAUCUCUCACUCCCAGUUUUUCCAUCGAACUCACGCAUCUGGACAAGUUGCGACCGGAAUGUCAUUGCCACCUACAGCCACCAUGGAAGACGUACACACGUCCUGGCUUGCCGCUGGUGCCAAUGAAGAUGUCGAAACGAUGCGCCAAUUGUGGAAACAAUUCCCCGAGUGGCUCAACUUCCAACGAGUACGUAGCGAACUCUUUUACUUGGUCCAGAUCGAGCUGACAAAACUAUGAUGUUGCUAGCAAAUUGAGUCCGAUACGUCGGACUCGCUACUUGAGCGUCAAACUCGGUUUUGCAGCUGGAGUGGCUUCCAUCUGCGCACAAUUGGUGCCUCUGCACUACACACCGCUACGUGGGCAGAGAGUCUUGGCAUCCUCGAGUUUCUGCUGGAAUUUGGCCAAAAUCCAGAUGAAGGAGACGACAGCGGAGUGACGGCCGUUAUGGUGGCUAUCCUACGUCUUAACCUCGUGACAAUGCGCUGCGUACUACGUAACGGCGAGGCCGUGCGCCGAAACACGGUCGUUGAUUGUCGUCAAGAGCAGGACGAGUGCGUAUCUUCAGUGAUCGCUGUGAUCAAGUUGCUACUGAAAUUUGGUGCAAACGUCAAUGCUCGAAGCCAGGACGGGAAGACGGCUUUACAUUGCUCCACUUUCGACGAUGCCUACGAGGUAGCCAAGGUUCUGCUGGAUGCUGGGGCCACGAUAAACGCAGUGGAUGAGAAUGGCAGGACACCGCUCCAUUACUGUGUCCACGAAGGAGGCUUACAAGUGACUGACCUCUUGCUCUCUCGUGGAGCGAAUAUCGACGCAGAAAACAAAGACGGCGUCUCUCCGUUGAAGCUUAUGGUACAGCGUGCUAACGUGAACACUCUUCAGCUCUUCCUGAACCAUCAUCACUGUGUAGUUACUCCUCAUCGACACUACUUUGCUGAAACAGUAUUAUUCCAAGCUGUGGAUAUUCGAGAGGAGAAUCUGGUGAGAUAUAUCGUGGAGAAUGAAUAUGCAUCCGUGGCGGCGCGAAACUCUGACGGGGAAACCACAUUCCACCGGGCUAUCUUCAAGCGAGGCUCUUCUCUUAUGAAGCUACUGGCUGACUUUGACUCUGCUGGGGACAACUUGACCGCUACUACUGUGAACUUCGAGACACCUGCACACUACGCUGUUAAGUACGGAUCUCAUCGUGAGGUGGAAACGCUGUUGCAGUGUUUGACGAGCGUGUUCGGCGACUUACUGCAACUUGGAGAGACCAACCCGUUGAACUCUAUGAACCUACAAGGCAUGACGAGUCUCUAUAUCGCUGCAACUACAACGGUUCGCUCUGGGAUUGAUCCAGUCAUUCCAUGGAGGCCUAGUGAAGAUGUGUGUCUCGUCGAGCGCAACUUAAAGGCCACAUUGCUGAUACAGCAUGGAGCAAGACUAUUCCCACGAGACAAACUGAUACAAUCGAUAUCGACCGACAGUUCUCGUAUCAUUCUCCCGUUACAAGUACAACAUUGUUUACGCAGUUGGCUCGUGGAAGAAGUCUGGGAUGUAGCGGAUGAGGAGCCCGAGGACGAAGAAACAGCUCAUGCUGGGACUGACAGGAGUCUGGUCGAAGCAUUAACGCAGUUGUGUGUACAGUGGAUGUCUGGUGUCGCGUGUGUUGGCAAACGGGCAUCGCUACUCCCUAUUUUCAUCUGUGCCGACUACGCACACGAGAUUGUACCGCUGCUUGUUGGGCUCCCUGUGCAACGCUGGGCACUACCAGCUUUACUACGUCAGCUGGAGAAGUUUGCAAGAUACCAGCUCCGCCACCGUCUUCUUCUGCAGCUCCACGACGAGCUACGGGAAGCACUUCAAACAGUUGGGAUGUUGGUUUAGGUUGUAAAGAGCACAGCAGUAUUGUCGAAGUCAUGCAAAUUGUUUCGGUCUAAGUGGAUGCACCGUCGCCGCCUGUGGUACGACCAUUAUUUUCUCGUAGUCCUCGAGCAAGGCAGACACUAGAGUUGCACUGGGAUUGGCGUUGUUGCAAUGCACAACUUCAAUGGCUGCUAGAGGCAGUUGUUUACGGGUAUGGAAUCUACGAUGGAUAGUGUCCCUUUGUCAUAUCGUAAGUCCCUUUGUCGUAUCGUACGUUCCAGAAUCCGUCGCGAAUGCUGCAAAAGCAGCAAAAAAAAAAAAAAAAAAA
Messenger RNA from Phytophthora nicotianae INRA-310, 2215 nucleotides. RefSeq lists its product as hypothetical. The transcript is spliced from 4 exons. The coding region runs from base 490 to 1908 and encodes 472 amino acids. Gene Ontology annotation, molecular function: protein binding. The record is from RefSeq and is a predicted model, not a curated record. Lineage: Eukaryota; Oomycota; Peronosporomycetes; Peronosporales; Peronosporaceae.